Molecule: messenger RNA, 540 nt
Organism: Strongyloides ratti
Lineage: Eukaryota; Metazoa; Nematoda; Chromadorea; Rhabditida; Strongyloididae
Product: MD-2-related lipid-recognition domain and Immunoglobulin E-set domain-containing protein
Exons: 1
Coding region: 1-540 (179 amino acids)
Source: RefSeq, a predicted model, not a curated record
AUGAUUUUUAAAAUUGUUUCUCUAUUUAUUAUUGCUUUAAUUCAGUAUUCCAUUUGUUGUGAAACUUUUCCAAAUGGAACAGAUACAAAAUUAAAUUGGUUUAAUUGUCCAGAUUCAAAACUAGUUAUAUUUAAUUCUGUAGUUACAGUUGAUGGAAAUAAUAAUAAAGAAUAUCCAAUUAAAUUAAAGGAGCCUGUUUAUGUUAAUGUUAAUAUAGAUAACAAUGGUAAUACUUUUAGUUCAAUAAGACUUGAUCUUGAAUUGUAUCAAUGGGGAGGAUGGCAAGGUUGUUCAUGGCAUCAAAUUCCAACUUUUGGACUUCUUUCAAAUUUAGAUGCUUGUAAACAUGGUGUUCCUUGUCCAAUAGCAUCGGGAAAAAAUCAAAAUCUUAAAGUUACAAUUGAUUUUACAAAGUUUGAAUCAAUUAUAUCUCUAUUAAAAAAUGAUGCUCCAUAUCAGUUAAUGUUUAAAUUAACUGAUAUCCCUACAGGAGAAACUUCAUGUACAAUGGUGCAAGCACGUUCAUUUACUAAUGAAUAA